AUGAUUUUCGGGGAAGAUAUUGGACCGCAGGACUCGGUGGCCGUGUCAUGUGGAAGCACUAACAUGGUCAACGACACGCCCAAAGAGGCCCUUGUGCUGCAGCGACGUGGCCGAUGGGUCAUGAAGCUGGCAGUUGCCCUUUUUCUCAGCGGAAAGGAUCUACAAAGUGAGGGGGAGCUUUCCAUCAUGCACAGCGAAAUUUGGAGUUACGCCGCGCUCGGCAAUGAGGCGGUACGUCGCGGGUACGUUCCGUUAGGCACACCGGUGGCAGGGGCACAGUCCGUAUGGAAGCGAAAGCUCGGUGAGUUGUGGUUGGAAAAAGGUUUUGAACCUUGUAUGAUUCAACUGGAGCCAUACUUUCAGCAAGAGUUUGAACGACUGUUGGCGAAGGGGAUUCUGAAACCGCAAUCGGGCACAGAAAAGGAUAGUAAUUGCAGUGCAGUACGUCCAGUUGACACACCGGAACCUGCGAGACUUUCUUCACGAAACAACGGAGCUGUGGAGGAGUUCGCAAAGCCGUUAGCGAGCCUAUAUGAGGCCUCCUUGCGAUAUCUGCGUAAUGUGGGUAUGAAGACGACCGCAUCAACAAAUGGAUGGGUCAGCGCUGAGGAGCUCUACUCAUACUUAAAAGACCGCAAGCACAGUCUAAUAGUGAAGGUGCCCGAUGAUAUCGUGAGCGAAUGCGAUGUUCUUCCCACUACACCAGCUCGUCUCCUCGUAGUGCUUUCUCAACUUGAUUUGAUUGGACGGCUCCAGUUCCGGUGGGAGCGUAGCUCGAAAGUUGACGGAAAAAGGGAUGGUGAACGUAUGUCGCUUGGGGAUGAGCAGGUGGAGUGCUCAGUGAGCGUUCGUGCGGCGUGGGCGCACAAAGAUAGCUCUCUCGCUUCCAAGGUAGUGUCUGAUCACCCCAAAAUGGCGCUUGAGAAGGCGUUGGAGAUUUUCAGCCCCUGUAGAGAAAUUUAUGAUUUUGUUGAAUCCGUUGAGCGCUGGGAGGUGGCGGCAAAACUCCACGGGCGUGAGAUACCGACGUUUCGCCCCUUUCUGAUGCUUGCGGUGGGUGAUUCGAUCAGAGCCCGUAUCCCCAAAGAUCCUGUGCGGCGGGCAGCCGCUCUGUUAGCAAGUAAGGUGACAACUAAGUCGGCCUUUCUUUCUGUCAGUAGGAGCUUUUUAGGUUUGCAUCUACAGCGCCCAGUGUGUGUUGUGCAUUCAAACAUUUUUGAGGGGGGUGCCAUGCAUUUGAGGCAGACUGCGGGUCACGGCCAGCCCCCUAGGGGGGUGCUGCUCCUUCACUUGAGUGACAUAGUUUAUAAUGCCAUUUCAAAUGUGGAUACAAAACGUGGGGCACUAUUUGUCAAAUCCGAAAUUUUAUACUGUGGCGAUGCUUCAUCUGUACGCAGCGAGUCAAUCAAAUCUCUUUGUCUAGAGACUGAGGAGCCUAAAACUUGCACAGAACCCCCUUCCACCAGUGCACUGCUAUUUGCCCGCCUUGCUGAGAAAAGUAUCACUUUCAACGUGCCAGCGGAAUCGCCGAGGGUCAGUUCGCCAACGUUGGCGAACAGGAUUUUAACGUUGAAACGUCCCACUCCAACAACAAACGCUACUGAGUUUCUCUGCGGGUUGCGCUCGCUCAGUCAUGGGAUGGGGAAUUUCGCAAGGGAGGCAUUCUUCAAAAAGUGGAUAGAAGACAUCCUCGCAUUAUUGAGAGCCAGAAACAACAGAAAUGGAAGUGACCGAAGUAAUAGUUGCAGAACGCCGACGGAAAAGGUAUUGAGCAUUACUCCUGACUGUGUAUACACCGACUUCUCUUUGAUUAUUGCAGGGAAACAAAAAAAAGAUAAUAGCCGUCCACCUGGUUUGCGGAGUUUAUCGAAGGAGUUAAUCAACGGUAUAGCAGAGGGUGGAUGCGAUCCAUUGUACAUCAAGAGCAAACAAGAAGGUACGAUUGUGGUUUAUUUUCAAUCCACAGUAAGUGACGAGAGGGACGUUACUGAAAUUUUUUUCAGCAGCCCGUUGCUGCUUUUGCGUUCUUCAUAUACCGUAGGAGAUAAUGAGGGCAAACAAACGGAGGAGGAGACAUCAGUUGCCAAUCAUCGCUCCGCGCUGUUUUUGCGUGUUGACAAAAGCAGCGACAGUUUUGCCGAGGGAGAUACCUUCAGGAGCUUGACGGUUGUUGAAUUGGACAGGGAGCAAAAGAAGGUCGCAGAGGCCUUGCGUAGCGACUGUAACACAGAAGUGACACUACGGUCGGUGGAAUUGUGUGUUGAUGAGUGGUGUUUGGAGGUGUUAGUUCCCCUCGAAAAAGUUGUUGAGGAAUACAUAUUUGCCCCAAUCAAGCAAUGCCUUUAUGGUCGUGGAAAUUCUGAGUCUCCAUUCCUGCUGCUUUCGGAAGCGGAUCAAGCAAAACUCGAGCAGUCUUUGAUGGAGCAACUGUUGUUAGCUGUCACUCCGGUGAAGAACGAAGCCCUUGAGUACCUGGGCGAUGCCGUUCUUGAUUUCGUUGUCGCCCAGGAAAAACUGAACAGCUGGACAGGGGGCCCCAUAGUUGAUGCUACGUGCAACGCAUCUCUCGCUAAGUGUCUUUUUCCGCAAUUGCGCAAUUACUUUGAAAUGAAAUUGGGGAUCUCCAACCAGAAACGACAAGCCGAUAUGGUGGAAGCCAUUUUUGGUGCUGUUGCCAUGGCGUUAUGGGUCAUUCCCCGCCGAAAAGUUUUGGAAUCAUCGACGGAUACAACGGUGACCGGAGGUGGAGGAGGCGAAACGCCGGCAGCUGGAGGACUCCUUCCCUUCGCGGCUCUUCUGUCGGUCACUAAGGCAUUGAUGGAUGCGUUGAAUAUUACCACUCAGUGA
Molecule: messenger RNA, 2847 nt
Organism: Trypanosoma brucei brucei TREU927
Lineage: Eukaryota; Euglenozoa; Kinetoplastea; Trypanosomatida; Trypanosomatidae
Exons: 1
Coding region: 1-2847 (948 amino acids)
Biological process (GO): RNA processing
Molecular function (GO): ribonuclease III activity
Source: RefSeq, a predicted model, not a curated record